AUGGCGGCUUCGCGCUCGGUAGCAAUCACCUACGUCGCCGCGGACUGUGGCUCUGUCAUUCCUGGCAAAUCAAAGGCACCGCAAGCCUUCCAGGAUGCCGGGAUAGUCAAAAAGUUACGAGAUGCCGGGGUACCCAUCGUAUCAGAGCUUGAUGCGUUGGAAUCACCGGCCAGAUACUCCGUCAAGCCUUUUUCAAAAGGAAGCGUCCGCAAUGAGGAAUUGAACAUAUCUGUGUGUCAAUCUGUUCGUCGUGCUGUUUCUCAAAACUUAGCGACCUCCCCAUCCAAUCAACCGCCCUUCCAACUUGUACUUGGGGGAGAGUGUUGCAUGUGUCCGGCCAUCCUCUCGUCUUUUUGGGAGCACGCCGCUUCACAAUCGCCCCAGAAACGGGUUGGUUUUAUCUAUAUCGAUGCUGACACCGAUCUCGCCUCCCCACAUGACCCCAACUCGACGGGGAACUUCGCUGGUAUGAAUACGACACACCUCAUUGGACUAGAUGGCGGGCUAGAAGCCAUGCGACAAUUCUCACGCCCGUCUGGCGAGGCUGUCUGCGACCCGAGCAACAUGGUCCUCUUCGGCAUCAAUAUGGGAUUUGCGGGGAACAAGCCGGAGCAUUUCGCCUAUCUGUUUGACAAUGAAUACACUGUCGUCAGCUCGGAAUCUGUGGCUCAUUCUCCAGAAGAAUCCGCAAGAAGGGCACUUAAACGGUUGGAAGAGAACACCGAUAUCAUCAUGGUCCACUUGGACGUGGAUUCGAUCGAUCCACUCUUUUUCCCAUUGGCGAAUGUCCCCAACUUCACCGGAGUAACUUUUGAGCAAAUGAUGGCCGCAUUGGGUGUGUUCUUGGCGAGUGACAAGGUGGCAGGGCUCACGAUUGCAGAAGUGAAUCCUGAUCAUGACCCAGAUUUGUCUAUGGUCAGUCGGUUGUCAGAGGAAGUUGUCCAAAUGCUAUCCUCGAGACGGUUUGCUUCUUCUUGA
Clonostachys rhizophaga is the source of this 978-nucleotide messenger RNA. NCBI's taxonomy places the organism in Eukaryota, Fungi, Ascomycota, Sordariomycetes, Hypocreales, Bionectriaceae. The record is from the annotation of a GenBank genome assembly.